GCGAAGACUUGCAGCACUUCUUGCUGGAGUUGGCAGUAGCGACGGACAAGUCGCAUCAUAUAAAAGGUCAAGAUGAGAGCGAGCGAGAUGGAGCUUAUUGUAAGCACAUCAACCUCUGAACAUUUUCAUCGUUAUGAAGCUCUUGCCUCUUGUAUCGGUGGGACUGUUGUUCGCCCAGUCGACUUCUGCUACUUUGAUCCAGAAACGUGACACAGUCAGCGAUGUCUUGAACGACAUUAAGAACGCUGCCACUUGUACUGCUUGCCAGUCUCUGUUGGGUGUGCUCCAAGCCGUUGCCCAUCUUGGCAAUGAUGCCUUCGUCGGAGUCAUUACUGCAGUUUGUCAAUCGCUCGGGGUAGAGGAUGCAGAUGUCUGCGCUGGGGCCAUUGGCCUCGAAGGGCCCAUCCUGGCUCAUGAUCUUCGCGAGAUGACAGUUGGCUCUCACACCGCUCAACUCUUCUGUGGUACCAUCUUCGGUCUCUGUGACUAUCCUGCCGUCACUCCAUACACUGUCCAGUUUCCUUCGGCCAAGCCGGCUGGCGCCGUUCGUCCUCCUCCCAGCGGCAAGACUCCUCUAAAGGUCGUCCACUACAGUGACAUCCACGUCGAUCUCUCCUAUCAAGUUGGUGCAAAUUACAAUUGCACAAAAAACAUAUGUUGUCGCCCAUACACUGCUGCCGAUGCUCCUGGAAAGACGCAAUUUCCCGCCGGCGCUUACGGUAACACGCAAUGUGAUACUCCCCGUAGCCUCGAGCAGUCCAUGUAUACGGCCAUCAAGACUUUGGUACCCGACGCUGCCUUCUCUCUGUUCACUGGUGAUGUCGUCGAGGGUGCUGUGUGGCUGGUCAACCAUACCGAGGUUACGGGCGACCUCAAUAACGCUUACUCGCUUAUGUCCACGCUGGGGAUGCCCGUCUACGGCGUUGUCGGCAACCACGAUGUCGCUCCCGUCAACAGCUUCCCACCGGCUGCUGUUGACACCACCAUCUCGAGUCAAUGGGUGUACGACACCUUGUCGUCUGCCUGGACCAAGUGGAUCGGUUCCGCAGCUGCCACAACUGCCGACAAGUACGGUGCCUACUCAGUCAAGAAUCCUAACACCAAUCUUCGUGUCAUCUCAUUCAACACAAACUUGUACUACAAGCAGAACUUUUGGCUGUACGAAAAGACCAUGGAAACCGAUCCCAGUGGUCAACUAGCUUGGCUGGUCGGUGAACUUGACGCUGCCGAGAAGGCAGGAGAAAUGGUCUGGCUUACUGGUCAUAUGCCAAUGGGAGCUGGUGAUGCAUUCCAUGACGCCUCAAACUACUUCAACCAGAUUGUCAAGAGAUACAGUGCCACUAUCGCGGCUCAAUUCUACGGACAUACUCACAAGGACGAAUUCCAGAUCACUUACUCGGAUUAUAAUGCUCAGACUGCUGCCAACGCCCUCGGGGUGUCUUACAUCGCUCCCGCGCUGACUCCAACAUCUGGCAAUCCUACCUUCCGGGUCUACUCAGUUGACCCUGUGACCUUUGGCGUCUUGGACUACACUGUCUACAUGGCCAAUAUUUCAUCCCCAACUUACCAAAAUGGUCCAACUUGGCAGAAAUACUACUCGGUCAAAGAACAAUACGGUGUACAACUGACUCCUCCUAUCACUUCACCAUCUUCCGAGCUCACUCCUGCCUUCUGGCACAACGUGACUUCGCUUUUGCAAACGAAUGAUGCUAUCUUCCAGCAAUUCAAUGCCCGGAAGUCUCGUGGUCACGAUGUAUCCGCGUGCGCCGGUGAUUGCAAAACCAGCACUAUCUGCCAGCUACGCGCAGCAGAAUCUCAGUACAAUUGCGUUACCAUCAAGCCAGGAGUCAACUUCAAGAAGCGCGACUUGGCUGCUGAUGUUGUGCACUCGGAUGAAUGUGAUGGUUCUGCAGGCGCAAAAAUAUUGGGCGCUCUUACCAGCAACAUCGAUGCACUCCAGCAAGCGUUGGAGAAGCAACUUGGUGCUGGAUUCAUGAGUGAGGUCGUCAAUGCUACAAGCCCUUGAUCGGAGAAUUGGACGUUGAAGGUGCGAAGUUGAAUGCUCAGCCCUAGCUGUGAGAUCUUGAAACACAUACUUAUUAUUAUGUAGAUAGAACGCUUGAUCGACAGCACGUCUGUGUACAUAGGUUGUGUCGCUUUACAUGAUUUAUACUGUGUAGCGUAGAGAAGGAUGCAUAUAAACACCAGGUGAAGCCAACAGGGCAAGUCACGGUUAAUCCCAUCAAUCGUCAAGCUGAGUCCAGCCAAAGAUCACCCUUGCACAUAUCAUGGUCAUAGUUGCACUAGCCGGUGCAACUACAGGCUCCGGCCUGACUGUCCUUCACCACUUCCUCAGCUCAAACCAUCCACAUAAGCUCGUUCUUCUCACUCGC
This is a messenger RNA of Aureobasidium subglaciale EXF-2481, 2393 nucleotides long. RefSeq lists its product as uncharacterized. Lineage: Eukaryota; Fungi; Ascomycota; Dothideomycetes; Dothideales; Saccotheciaceae. The record is from RefSeq and is a predicted model, not a curated record. The coding region runs from base 134 to 2026 and encodes 630 amino acids. Gene Ontology annotation, molecular function: sphingomyelin phosphodiesterase activity. Gene Ontology annotation, biological process: sphingomyelin catabolic process. The transcript is spliced from 3 exons.